Messenger RNA from Penicillium vulpinum, 1089 nucleotides. Its product is annotated as putative transcription initiation factor TFIID subunit 13. Gene Ontology annotation, cellular component: transcription factor TFIID complex. Gene Ontology annotation, biological process: RNA polymerase II preinitiation complex assembly; transcription by RNA polymerase II. The transcript has 2 exons. The coding region runs from base 1 to 1089 and encodes 362 amino acids. The record is from RefSeq and is a predicted model, not a curated record. Gene Ontology annotation, molecular function: protein heterodimerization activity. Lineage: Eukaryota; Fungi; Ascomycota; Eurotiomycetes; Eurotiales; Aspergillaceae.
AUGUCCGCCAAAUGCACGGGCCAAACGCCUAAGCGGGUAUCGUUUUCCUUGCUGGGCCAGAGCCCAUCGGCAGCUCCGCAACCUUGUACACCAACUCCGCAACGUGUCUUGCCAAAUCCAUACACUGGAUUGCAUACUCCGAACACGUCAACCGCAACCCUAAACGCGCAUUUCCAGACUCCAAAUACCGUCUCGCCCACUCCAACCUGUCACUUGCAAACUCCGAACACAUCCUCUCCAACUCCGAACCCGCGCCUCCAGACUCCAAACACCGUCUCACCAACUACAAACCGUUACUUGCCAACCCCGAGCAGCUCAUCGCCGACUCCGAAACCUGCCUUACCCACUCCAGCUCGUCGUCCGUCACAGCAGCCUAGCUCCAAGCAUCUUGUCUCCAAGCUUUCACCCAACUGGAACUUCAAUGAGCAAGACACUGCGUUAAUCCGCGCCGGAUACGAACCUCAGUGGACCCCUAGCCCAGUUGACACAACAUCUACUACCGAAAAGGGCAAGAAAGAGUCCGCACGCAAGCCCGCCAUGGCUGAACCACGCGCACGUAUGGCCCGACACAAGGGCCAAAUGAACUUUCAGAAUGAGCUUCGUCUGCUACUUCUCGCCUACGGCGACCCUAGCCCACACCCAAGCUUCCCAAACGAACCACUCCCUGAGACAGUCCGUGUGCUGGACGAAAUCGUCACUGACUUCGUGCUGGAACUCAGCCACGGUGCUGCACAAGUCGCACACCACGCCCGCCGCCAGAAGAUCAAAGUUGAGGACUUCCGCUUCGCGCUGCGUCGCGACCCGAAUAAGCUCGGCCGUGUCCAGGAGCUGCUGCGCAUGGAACGCGAGUUGAAGGAAGCCCGCAAGGCAUUUGACCAGAAUGAUGAUCAGGUUGCUAAAGAAGCUGGAAAGAAGGGUGCGGCGGCGGCGGCGGCAGCCGCUGCUGCUGGUGAGGAUCCUGUGGCUGCUGAAGCUGCUGCCUCUGCUACUGUUACUAAGAAGAGCAAGGGCAAGGGAAAGAGAGGUGCUCGCCGUGGAUCUGAUGCUACUGAGGAGUCAAUUUCGAAGAAGCGCAAGACGAUUGGCUGA